Messenger RNA from Bombyx mandarina (wild silkworm), 1231 nucleotides. It is a transcript of the gene VhaAC39-1, whose product is annotated as V-type proton ATPase subunit VhaAC39-1. Lineage: Eukaryota; Metazoa; Arthropoda; Insecta; Lepidoptera; Bombycidae. Gene Ontology annotation, molecular function: proton-transporting ATPase activity, rotational mechanism. Gene Ontology annotation, cellular component: proton-transporting V-type ATPase, V0 domain. Gene Ontology annotation, biological process: proton transmembrane transport. The record is from RefSeq and is a predicted model, not a curated record.
UUUCGAUUGAUUAUUACAAGUAAAAUCAAGAAAUAGCGUCUCUAGGUUUUGGUUCCGAGUUGAACGGGCGUAAACUAUUUCUUGUUUCCCUUAAAAUUAUCAUUAAAAUGAAGGGUUGCAUAUUUAAUAUUGAUGCUGGGUAUUUGGAGGGCUUGUGCCGUGGUUUCAAAUGUGGUAUUCUGAAACAAUCUGACUACUUGAACUUGGUGCAGUGUGAGACACUUGAAGAUCUAAAGCUCCAUCUUCAGGGUACAGAUUAUGGCACUUUCCUUGCCAACGAGCCCAGCCCCCUCUCUGUAUCUACUAUUGAUGACAAGCUUCGUGAAAAGCUUGUUAUUGAAUUCCAACAUCUUCGGAAUCACUCUGUAGAGCCUCUGUCAACAUUUUUGGAUUUCAUUACCUACAGCUAUAUGAUUGAUAACAUAAUUUUGUUGAUUACUGGUACAUUGCACCAGAGACCUAUCUCGGAGUUAAUUCCAAAGUGCCAUCCAUUAGGCUCAUUUGAGCAGAUGGAAGCUAUUCAUGUAGCUGCAACACCAGCUGAACUUUACAAUGCUGUGUUGGUGGACACACCAUUGGCUCCAUUCUUUGUGGAUUGCAUUAGCGAACAAGACUUGGAUGAAAUGAAUAUUGAGAUUAUCCGGAACACUCUAUACAAGGCAUAUUUGGAAGCUUUUUAUGAUUUCUGUAAGCAAAUCGGAGGAACUACUGCUGAUGUGAUGUGCGAAAUCUUAGCUUUUGAAGCCGAUCGCCGUGCUAUUAUCAUUACAAUCAACUCUUUUGGCACUGAACUGUCCAAGGAUGACCGUGCUAAAUUGUAUCCCCGCUGUGGCAAACUCAACCCUGAUGGUCUUGCCGCACUGGCUCGUGCUGAUGAUUAUGAACAAGUGAAGGCUGUUGCUGAAUACUAUGCUGAGUAUUCUGCUUUGUUUGAAGGAGCUGGCAAUAAUGUGGGAGACAAAACUUUGGAAGACAAGUUCUUUGAACAUGAGGUAAGCCUUAAUGUUCAUGCUUUCCUGCAACAAUUCCAUUUUGGAGUUUUCUAUUCUUAUCUGAAAUUAAAGGAACAGGAGUGCCGUAACAUUGUUUGGAUCAGUGAAUGCGUGGCCCAGAAACAUCGUGCCAAAAUCGACAACUACAUUCCAAUCUUCUAAUUAUUCAUAAAAUAAUGUUUGUAGUAUUCUUUCCUUGUACAUAGUAGGGAACCAUAUAACUACUUUUUUGAUUGCCG